GACUCGUGCAUAGUAGCAGCAGCAGGAGCAGCAGCAGCAUCCCUUCUGCUGUCCCACGCCUCAGCCCGCCCAAGAGUCCACCAGGCCAUGGAUGCAGUGGCUGUGUAUCAUGGCAAAAUCAGCCGGGAGACAGGGGAGAAACUCCUGCUUGCCACCGGUCUAGAUGGCAGCUAUUUGCUGAGGGACAGCGAAAGUGUCCCAGGCGUGUACUGCCUGUGUGUGCUGUAUCAAGGUUACAUUUAUACAUACCGAGUGUCCCAGACAGACACAGGUUCUUGGAGUGCUGAGACAGCACCCGGGGUACAUAAAAGAUUUUUCCGGAAAAUAAAAAAUCUCAUUUCAGCAUUUCAAAAGCCAGAUCAAGGUAUUGUAAUACCUCUGCAGUAUCCAGUUGAGAAGUCCUCAGCUAGAAGUACACAAGGUACUACAGGGAGAAGAGAAGAUCCUGAUGUCUUCCUGAAAGCACCGUGAAAAAAAAAAUAAAACACCUUGUACUUUAUGUUCAAUAAUUUAAAUACAUGCUAAGUCUUAUAUAUUGUAGAUAAUACAGUUCAAUGAGCUACAAAUGCAUUUCUAAAACAAUCAUAGUUCUGUGAUGGAAGCAUCUAGUAUGAUGUAAAAGCUGAAAUGGACUUUGCAGAUAAUGAGGAACAGGAAAAAAUAAUUCCACAAGUUAUUUUCAGUUAUAUAUUUACAAAUGGGAAAUGGUUUAAAACAUAGUGAUGCUUUAUAAAAGAUUAAUGUUAAUUUUUGUCAAAUAUAAAUAAAAACAAUCCUCAGUUUUUCUCAAAAGCACCACUUUUAGUGAAACAUUUGACAGCACUGAUUUUUAAACGUCUUAUAUGGCGGAUAGCUGGUUCGUGUUGCUCACGUUUGUCAUGUGUGAUUCUACAUUAGACAUUCUGCUCUCCACUAGCUAUGGUGUUGUAGGCUGUUUUGGGAUUUGUGAAGCUGUCCACUGUGUGCUAAAACAGGUACUAGAUAAAGACUGAAUAAUUUCUGUUUAAUUCUGAAAGCAACCUUCUUGCCAUUGUUCUGAUGUUGGAGAGUAAAAUCCACAGACCAAUCUGGAGUCUGUGGAUUUAUUAAAUUAAAAAUCCCAUAAUUUAAAAUAUGUUAUAAAUAUUUAUUGCAGUUGAUGCUACAGGAUUUGAAAUUAUAUUGUGAAUCUGAUGAAGUGGACUUGACUUCUCAUUUACUUCUGUCUGCCCCAAUUUUUGCUACUCAAGUAAAAACCUCAUUUUGAAAGGGAAGCUUCAGCAACUGUAGCUCUUCAGCUGUGGCUCAGGAGUAGCUGAUUUAUGAGCAGUCUCUCUAUUAGGUAGCCCUACAGACCACUGGAAGGAAAGCUUAUGGUUACAUAAAUUUUUAACAACUCUAAGUGAUUGCAACCUAAGUGUGAACCAAGAUUUUACACAAUGAUGCAGAUUUGUAUUUUCUUCUCACAUUUUAUGUUUUCAUGACUCUUGUGAUUUGAUUAUAUGUCAAGUUGCUUCAGGGCUCAUAGAAUUCAUUCACUCAACACACACAAUAGGCAUUGGGUUAGAAAAUUAAAAAUACACCUGGUCCCUGUGUUCAAGCAGCUCACUACUAGUUGGACAAGAAAAUAGUAACAAUAAAAGACAGAAAAAAGUAACAAGAUAAGAAAAUAACAAUAGAGGGUGAUAAGUACAUGGUAGGGUGGCAGGUGAGGUUCUCAAUGUAUAGGCACAUCUGUCUUUAGAGGCAGCGUGAGUCAACACAAAUGCUCUGGUCCAUGGUUCAGAGGAAAAGGCUGUUUUAUUGUAAACUAAUAACUUGGAAUUCUGGGUUGUACAUGAGUGGUGGUGAGCUUGGUAAAUAAUUAGCGAACUGCCAAGAGACAGAGCUACUCUCCAUGUGCUGGCAAGAUGUGACUUCUAAACAUUUAACAUGGAUGCUAUGGAAGUGCAAUAAUGUAUUGUGGGCUGGUUACCAUUUCUAGAAGUAAAAGGAUCACUUUAACUUGUAAAGGAAUUCAGAAAGUUGACAUUUAAAAUAAAAUAUAUAAGUUUAGAUUUUUUAAAUUAUUUGUAGCUUGGGUUUAAAUUUUAAUAGAUGUAACUACUAUUUUUACACCAAUUUUUUUUAAUCUGGAACAAUCCUAAACAUAUGAAUUAUGUUUGCCUGUUCCUAUA
Rhinolophus ferrumequinum (greater horseshoe bat) is the source of this 2156-nucleotide messenger RNA. It is a transcript of the gene SH2D1A, whose product is annotated as SH2 domain containing 1A. Gene Ontology annotation, cellular component: cytoplasm. The record is from RefSeq and is a predicted model, not a curated record. Gene Ontology annotation, biological process: cellular defense response; cell-cell signaling. Bases 88 to 471 code for a protein of 127 amino acids. Lineage: Eukaryota; Metazoa; Chordata; Mammalia; Chiroptera; Rhinolophidae. The transcript is spliced from 4 exons.